Messenger RNA from Lontra canadensis (Northern American river otter), 701 nucleotides. Its product is annotated as cyclin-dependent kinase inhibitor 2A-like. The transcript is spliced from 3 exons. Gene Ontology annotation, molecular function: protein kinase binding; cyclin-dependent protein serine/threonine kinase inhibitor activity. Gene Ontology annotation, cellular component: nucleus. Gene Ontology annotation, biological process: regulation of cyclin-dependent protein serine/threonine kinase activity; apoptotic process; negative regulation of cell population proliferation. The coding region runs from base 131 to 589 and encodes 152 amino acids. The record is from RefSeq and is a predicted model, not a curated record. Lineage: Eukaryota; Metazoa; Chordata; Mammalia; Carnivora; Mustelidae.
GUCCCGGAGGUGGAGAGAGGAGGGGCGGGCUGGUCACGCGAGGCUGGGGCGGGCCACUGGCGCCCGAGUGCGGCGGAGGGGAGGGAAGGAGGGAGGGAGCCAGCCAGGGGGGCAAGCGCCGGGGAGCAGCAUGGAGCCCUCCGCAGACAGGCUAGCCACGGCCGCAGCCCGGGGCCGGGCCGACGAGGUGCGGGCGCUGCUCGAGGCUGGGGUGCAGCCCAACGCGGUGAACCGCCAGGGUCGGAGCCCGAUUCAGGUCAUGAUGAUGGGCAACACCCGCGUGGCCGAGCUGCUGCUGCUCCACGGCGCCGAUCCCAACCGCGCGGACCCCAUCACUCUCACCCGACCUGUGCACGACGCGGCCCGAGAGGGCUUCCUGGACACGCUCCUCGUGUUGCACCGAGCCGGGGCGCGGCUGGACGUGCGCGAUGCCUGGGGCCGCCUGCCCGUGGACCUGGCUGAGGAGCGGGGCCACCGCGCUGUCGCCCGGUACCUGGGCGCAGCCGCGGGGGCCACCGAAGGUGGUAGCCACUCCCAUACGGAGGUUGCGGAAGGUCCUGCAGACAGCCAGGACUUCAAGAAUGAUUGAGAUCUAAAGACACCUCAAAAUGGUCUGAUCUUCAAUCAACCAAAGUGAAUUACCCCACCCCACCCUUGCUGGCCUUAAUUGGCAUUUAUCAAAUAAAGCUUUUUAAACUGUA